CCGUCGCCAGCGGCCGGACGCGGGCACGGCGGCGCUGGGGGCGUUUGGCGUCGGCACGGGCUGCUCGGCGAGCGGCGGGCUCGGGCCGGCAGGGAGCCUCGCUCAAGUGAAUCUAACCCGGUUAUAAGGCGUGUGUGCUUGGCCAGCAUGUCCGGCGAGCUGGCCCAAAGUGUCAUCAAGAGAAUAAUCCGCCAGGUGGGCCUGGAGUGCGCUGCCCGGGGACAAAGCCUCUCGGAAACCUUGGUGGCCUUCGUGGUGAAAGCUGUUGUUUUAGAUCCAAGAAAUGAUUUUAAUAUGGAUCGAAUACUUACAGAAAACGAUAUGCAAGAUCUUAUCCAGCUCUGUGUUGCCAGACUGCUUGACACAACAAACCCAUCCCUAAGCACAAUUAAGAUGCAAGUUUACUUUGAUAUGAACUAUGCAAACCGAGAUGAAUUACUGAGUGAGCAGGAGCGUGUUCUGGAAGGAAAACUAGCUCCUGUAGUUAGAGCCAUCACAGAGAGUGGUCCACGUGUGCAAGAAGAAAUGGAGAAUGUGUAUCAAAAGGUCGUUAUCUAUGUGCUGCUGAGAUCUGGCCUGGGAUCCCCAACAGAUAUUGAGGCUGUCAGGGAGGUAACAGCUGCCUUGCAGAGUGUAUUCCCCCAGCCAGAGAUGAUUACUUUCCUCUCACUCAGCAAGAAGGACAAAGAGCAACAGCUGAAAGAUCUUGCCAUGCUAGUGACAGGAAUUCGUUUGUACAACAAGCAGUGCCAGAAAGGAGGAAGUGGCAUUGAUGACUUGCCAGGCAUCCUGAACAAAGCCAUUCCAUUGGCCACGCGGACUCUGGAUGAGCGUCUGAAUUCCUGCCAGCUGCUAGCCCACCACUACACAGCCCUGCUGGAAGCCAUGCAGGAAGAGCCCCAGAGGUUCUCCAGGCUUAGGUUCUUUAAAUUAAAAGAAGCACUGUUCAAUGUGAGACAGUAUGAAGCCUUCCUUUGCAUCCUUCAGUCUAAUGCAAUUACAAGUGCUCAAGAAGUUGAAUCAUUGGAUGUUCAGUUUGAAGCAGCAAUGAUGGUAUUGAAAAACACAGUGCAGGAUAAGACUUCCAUAGAGUCCAGAAAAGUUUUUCCUCUGUUUAUGGAACUUUCCAAGCUUUGGACUGGCUUUCAGCAUGAAAUGCUACUGCUAAACUUCCUCACAAAUAUGGCUGACAAUCUACAACAAUUCUUGGAAAUCCAAUCACAGCUUUUUCCAGAGGAAAUGUUAACAUCUCUUCUGGAAGGAGUGACUGUGAAAAGUGAUGUGGAAAGGAUAAAAGAAACCGUGGGAACCAGAGUGAAUGUUUCUGAUUUCAGGAACCAAGAAUGGCUUUUUCCAGAGACUACUGAUAAUUUUGAUCAGUUGCUGAUCCAGUACCAUGGUUUCUGUGCAUAUUCAAUUGGUGUGAAAGGUAUUACCCUACCAGGAAAUCCUGCUAUUGGAAUUUUGAAGCACAAGGAGAAAUAUUAUGUUUUCAGUUCAAAAGAAGCUGCAUACAUCUUUGCUCAAGAUCCAGAUAAGUUCAUUCAGUUGAAUGUAGAAAAAGCAAAAAAAUAUGCAGAACUAAUUCAACUGCUUGAGCUCCAUCAUCAGUUUGAAUACCUUGUCCCACAUGCACAGGCCAGAAAGGCAAGCAAAGGUUCGAUGAAACCACCCCCAAAAUGUGAGAGUGGUACUCAAACUGAUACUCAUAUCUUGCCUCCAACUAUUGUGAGAUCCUAUGAAUGGAAUGAAUGGGAACUGAGAAGAAAAGCUAUAAAAUUGGCCAACUUGCGCCGCAAGUUAACUCAUGCCAUGCAGACUGAUCUCAGCCACAUGAGAAGAGAGAACUUCACCCAAGUGUACUUGCCAAAAGAUGUUGGCACCCAGACUAAGCGUGACAACUCAAGCAAUGUACCCAAACCCCAGAUUUUCCUGAAAGGUCUCCGAGGAGGAUCAUCUCCCACUACUCAUGUGCUCACAGUAGACUUAACAAGACCACUGGAUGAAACAUAGGUGAAAAUGAGAAACCUGAAGACACAUCUUGCACGUGUAUAUAAAAAUCCCUGAAUACUUCUGAAUUUAGACACUAAAGAUUUUGCCGUGUCUGUUGAUUCCAGGAACAGUUGGUCUGUUUAAUUUAUCUUAUCUGUUGGGACUGCUGACUGGCAUUAAGUGACAGAAGUGAUAAGCCUGAAGCACAGAUUUUAAAUAGCAAUUUAGAAUCAAGAUGUUCCCAAGGACUUUCACUUCCAACAUUUAAAUAUGUAGCAUUCUGGGAUUUUACUGAAAUUUGAAUGCAACAAUUGCUUGUUGAAAUACUGUCUUUAAAUGAAAAAACUUACCCUGGGAGAGUCACUCAAAGGUCACAGCUCCAGCCUUAGAGCAGAAUUGUCAAGAAGGCAAAACCAACAAAAUGAAACCAGUCUGGGUGCUUGGGCCUGUCUGUUUGUGCUGGUGUUAACCCAGCCCAGUGAGCGUAGACCGAGGCUGGCAGGUUGAGAAGAGGGCAUCUGUCUUGGGUGGUUCUGGCACCCUUUUAUGUCUCCAGCAAUUUCUUGGCUAAACAGUGUACUGGUGAGCACACUGCAAGCCAUAGGAGCUUGACUUCAGGGGACCUCUCUGAAAGCUCUGUUUUGCUUGUGUUUGAGAACUAAAGCACAACAGAGAAAAAGUUUUUAGCUUUAUGUCAUUGUGGCAAAGAAAUAUGUGCCGGGUCUGAUCAACAACUGCAGAUGGUAUUUCUGUUUGUGAAAACCCGAAUUAUUUGAGCUUCAGGAUGAAACAUCUUCUCAAAUGGAAAUGGGGUACUUUAAAACAGAUUCUUUUGAUGACAAUAAAGACGUCCUUAAGCUGCUAUCUGCACAAUGUCCAGAUGCACAACUGUGAUUGCAUAGGGUGUGCUAAGGUUUCUAAAUCUCUUUUUUUCGUGUGUGCAUUGUGAUGCAGUGUGGUUUCCUGGCUGGUAGUUGGACAAGCUUGUGACAAUGAAGCUCGAAGAUUCAAGCUGCUGAGUGAUUUUUCUGUGGCAUUGUGCAGGAUAGCAUUCUCUUGUUGUUUUUCAAAGUAUCUGGCUUCACUUUUUAAAGUUACACAACAGGGACAAAUCACCAAAGCAUUAUUAAAAAAAGCCCAAAGGAGCGUGAGGAGAGAGCACUAAGCAAGAACUUUUCUAAAUCGUUUCUGACUACGUGAUUUUCUCCUUUGGGAAAAUAAACUAAUCAGUAGCAGCUAGCUGUGCUGCUCCUCCAUGUUUUUAAAUUAUGAAUGGGCACCAAUGAUUCGAUUUAUUAAUUAAAAUAUCAAUGAAAUUA
Vidua chalybeata is the source of this 3311-nucleotide messenger RNA. It is a transcript of the gene CFAP206, whose product is annotated as cilia and flagella associated protein 206. The record is from RefSeq and is a predicted model, not a curated record. Gene Ontology annotation, cellular component: axoneme; ciliary basal body. The transcript is spliced from 12 exons. Gene Ontology annotation, biological process: regulation of flagellated sperm motility; regulation of cilium beat frequency; sperm axoneme assembly. Bases 148 to 2013 code for a protein of 621 amino acids. NCBI's taxonomy places the organism in Eukaryota, Metazoa, Chordata, Aves, Passeriformes, Viduidae.